AUGAACCGAGGAUCAGUUUUGGCAUCAACUCUGUUACUGCUGCUAGUGCCAUGGCUGCCGCUUCCAGCUCUUGCCUCCAGCAAGGUCUAUAUUGUAUACAUGGGUGAGAAGGAACACGAUGAUCCUCCAGGGUCACCGCAUCACACCACGACGUGCUUGCAUCUGUUCUUGGAAGUUAUAACUUACUCACAAUGGAAUGGAACAGUAAGGGAGGCGGCCUUGAAGUCCAUAGUUUACAGCUACAAGCACGGCUUCUGGAUUCAAGCGGCGAUGCUCACCGAAGCCCAAGCCGAAGAACUCUCAAGCUUGGAUGGAGUCGUCUUCGUGAAGCCUGACGCUUUGUACGAGAUGCAGACGACCCGGAGCUGGGACGUCGUUCUUGGUAAUAUCAGCGACCAACAAUCAGCUCGCCUCCAGCAGAAAGCCAAAUUCGGUCAAGAUAUCAUCGUUGGCGUGGAGUUCGCCGGCACGCUGCACGCCGUGGCGAGGGGCGUCCCGGUGGUGUUCGCGGGCAUGAACCGCGGCCCCACGCCGCAGACGGUGCGGAACACGGCGCCGUGGCUCAUCACGGUGGCCGCUAGCAUGAUAGACCGGUCGUUCCCGACAAAGGUGGUCCUCGGGAACAACGAAGAGCUGGUGCUUCCAUGCUGUGAUCCCAUCGUUCUACGCGACCACCCCGGCGCUUGCCGUCCUGACCUCCCGAUGAACCGCAGAGGCAUCCCUACCGGGUUCGGCAACUGCUCGUGGUGGAACAACCUCACCGGCGAGCUCCCCAACGACAUCUUCGACGUGAAACCGCUGCCGCACUGGCGCACUGCUGAUCCCGUCGAGCAAGAUACAAGGAGGCUUGAUGCUGGGCGCAUCACCAAGCUGAGCAACCACGUCUCUUUCGACCUCGGCGGUCUCAACCUCGCACUGCUCCGUGGCCCCAGCAGCCCGCGCCUGGUGCUGCUACUUCCGUAUGCGCUUCUUCGUCACGGCGACGCCGGACCUGCUCGCGUCCGCCGCCUUGUCGCCCGCCGUCGCCUCCGCAGUGUUCGCCUCGAUGUCUUCAUCUUCCUCCUCGUAGUCGAUGUCCUCGCUCUCACCGGCUCCUUCGUCAUCCAGCGCCGUCGUCUGCACACCCUUGCCCUUGGCCCUCUUCUUCUCCGAUGCUUGCGCGCGCUCGGCCCUAGCGUCGAAGAUCCGCCUCUGCCUACAUCUAGCGGUUGA
Miscanthus lutarioriparius is the source of this 1212-nucleotide messenger RNA. The record is from the annotation of a GenBank genome assembly. Lineage: Eukaryota; Viridiplantae; Streptophyta; Magnoliopsida; Poales; Poaceae.